UUUGAGCAAUAGGAUGUCUCCCAAGGGUAACCUGUUUGUUCGCUGCGACAAGAGUUAUACGCCCUUUCUCUUCAGUAGCGCAAUACACGUAUAUAUAUAAUCUGUGUCCUAAGAGUAAGAUAUUAUGAGGAGUGGUGUGUAGCUACUUCGUGUUGGGGCCAUUCAGAGAUUGGAGGCUCGAAAACUUGACCGAAAAGUCAGUGGUACAACUUACAAGCAAGGCUUCCAACUCAACUGUGUUUUGUUUUGUCCGUCUUAAAAAACCCGGGGAUCCAUCAGGAUGUCAUUCAGAAUUCUGCCCGUGAAGACUCUCCUUUUUCUGGCACUCUGCCUGAGUGGACGUCGUGGUCUGGCAUCAGCCCCAGAGCUCAAGGAACAGCCUAAGAAAAUUGCUGUAAUUGGAGCAGGCAUUGGGGGCACAGCGACCGCCUACUACUUGCGCCAGGAGUUUGGGCCGGAGGUUAAGAUAGAUGUGUUUGAGGCUGGAACAGUGGGUGGCCGCUUGGCUACUGAGAAAAUCGGGAGUGAUGAAUAUGAGAUGGGGGGCUCCAUUAUUCAUCCCCUAAACCUGCACAUGAAACACUUUGUGGACCUGCUGGGCCUGUCCGCUUGUAAGGAUGUGCCAGGCAAGAUGGCAGUCUUUGACAGUGAGGAGCUGAUUUUUGAGGAGAGCGACUGGUUCAUUGUCAACUUUUUGCGCAUGCUGUGGCGAUAUGGGUUCAACUUCCUGCGCAUGCACAUGUGGGUGGAGAGCUUACUAGACAAAUUCAUGAGGAUCUACCAGUAUCAGCAGUAUGGCUACUCCUUCUCAUCAGUGGAGAGGCUCUUCCAUGCCAUGGGGGGAGAUGACUUUGUCGUGCUGGCCAAUAAGACACUGGGGGAAGCCAUGCUGGAGGCAGGAUUUUCCCAGAACUUCCUGAACGACAUCGUGAUUCCAGUCACUCGUUUCAACUACGGUCAGAGUGUUCGCAUCAAUGGCUUUGUAGGUGUCAUCUCCCUGUCGGCUAUGGACUCGGGCCUGUGGGCAGUGAACAAUGGGAACAAGAGAGUCUGUUCUGGGCUCCUGUACCACAGCAGGGCAGAGCUAAUUCCAGCUCAGGUGACCUCCAUAACGUUCAAGCUGCGGCCCAUCAAGUCUGGUGAAACAGUAAGUCUGUAUGAGGUGAGCUACACUGGAGAAUCAGGGUCAGCCCACUCCAUGUAUGACAUCGUCAUUGUUGCCACACCUCUCCACCAAGAGCUCUCCAAAAUUGCCUUUUCUGGAUUCUCCCCUCCCAUUGUCUCACACUUCCCCGGACACUACAAACAGAUCGUUACCACUCUGGUGCAUGGAGUUCUCAACACCUCUUUCUUGGGUGUCACUAAUGAUCCUUCAGGGUUUUGGGUGUCCAACAUCUUUACAAAGGAGAACAAGGACAUUAGCUUCUACAGCCUGAGCUCUGUAGACCCCGUACACAUCCCUGACAAUUAUGUCCGGCCCCCAGCCAGUGCUAAGAAGGUAUGGAAACUGUUCUCGAGUCAGCAACUCUCCGAAGCUCAGCUUGGGCAAAUAUUCCUCUCUUGGGAUGCGGUGCGGGAGCGGAAGUGGCUGGCAUACCCCAUCUACAUGCCCCCACACCAGAGGCCCCCAUUCCUGUUACAUGACCGCUUGUACUACCUGAACCCGAUUGAGUGGGCAGCCAGUUCAAUGGAGAUGAGUGCUCUGUCAGCCAGGAACGUGGUGCUGUUGGCACACCACCGCUGGCAUGGCCAGGAGAGCAAGAUUGACCAGGAGGACCUGCACACCAGACUGAGGAGCGAACUGUAGCCAUUUGGACGGCAGUGGUAAGAACACAGCUAUGGUCCUUUAAACUCGCAGUGCCUUCCAGUCAUGCACAGCUAGCCAACUAUCCUUCCAGCUCUGAAUCCCCCGUCCAUUUCAUGGUAAACAUGGUAGUCAGGUCAAUUAGGCAAUAAUGGGCAAAUUCAUCAAGCUGGGGAAAGGUCACCUUAAAUAGCAGGAGUUUUACUACAUACGCUGUGUUGCAGAAAUGAUCAGUGACCUGUUUUUCUUUUCCUCUUUUUAAAAUAUAAAAUGUUCAUUUAUAUUGGUGCAAGUAGACAUUGUUAAUUUCCUGUUCCCGGGAGCAGUCUAACCAUUUUCACCAUUUCUUAUUUACGUAACAAGCUGAUGAAAUAAAAAGAUGAACGAAUUAACUAGAGGCCUAGGGGAUCUUUGGUGGGAUUCCGUUUACCUCACAAACUAUGCGGUGUGUUUGACACCACAAAACUUGAGUAAUAGCCUGCAAUUUUUUAAAAUCCGAGACUGGUUUUAAUCUGCAAUUGUAACACUAUGACUCUUUGCGGGGGGGAAGUUGCUGAGAUGAGUCAAGUAAAAUUUACUAGUACAUUUUUUUUCUCUGCUCUUUUUUUUUCUAAAUUGAAAACACACAGUACAUGAACUUUAAGAAAACAGCAUUAAUACAGUGUAAAUUGCACUACAAGGAUUGAUAGAUUAAAUCUAGACAACUAUUGUGGCUAGAUUAAUUUAGGUUUCUGUAAAACUUGAUUGCAGGAUUGACAGUAAAGGCGGCAGUGAACAAGAGGCACUUGUAGGCCACGUCUUGGCCACGUGUGCAGCAAAAGGUGCCUUUACUCUAAAGUUCAUCUGAAGGGCUUUUGUGCAGUUACCCCUAAUAAUGCAAUAAUUAAAAAGCCCCUAAGGUAUGUAUUGCACUUCAUUGUAUAAUUGUAACUGUGCUACUGUAAAAGGAGGCAGUUCUUUAAGACAGACAUGGAAAGAGAAAAGAGCAGAAAUGCAGUCGCAUCAUGAAACAUGGAUUUGUGCUUUGCAGCGACCUCCUAGCUGAAGACGAGCGCAGUACGGUAUGUUGUACUGUAUGGGGAGUACUUUCUCUACUUGCCUGCUUGUAGGAGCCACUGUUCAUGACAGUUUUGCACUAUUUGAAAUAACUUUACACUGAAUCCUGUUUGUACUGCCUUUGUCAAUAAACUGCUUUGCCAUUUGGUUUCAAUGUACUUCUCUGCGCCCCCACCCCACUGUCAUAAAAGUUUUAAAAAAAAAAAAAAGAGAGCAAGUUUUCCACUUGGAUCAUACACCAAUACUUCAUCAAUACUAAUUCUGUAAUUAGUAAUCUGUAGUAAUUACAUAUUAGUAAUUGCUGUUGUGGUAACUGUUUCAUUGAUUUGGUUUAUAAGUUAUGUUUUCAGGAGUAUGAAGGCAACUGUAAAUAACCUGUUACAUUUGUUUUAAUGUUUACCUUUGUAUGCCAUAAAGUAUUGUUGAGCUUGCUAGUGUUUGCAGUGAGAGUACAGAGAACCUCAGAGUCUGGCUGUAACACCACAUGCACGCACGCAUGCACGCACGCACACACACACACACACACACCAUGCUGCCAUAGCUGUGGGCUCCAAUGCCCCUUUGUGUUGUGCAGGGACCUCCAAGAGCAUUCUUUUCUCACCAGUCCAUAACUCCUAAGAGUAGCACAAACUAAUAUGUUUACU
Molecule: messenger RNA, 3504 nt
Organism: Scleropages formosus (Asian bonytongue)
Lineage: Eukaryota; Metazoa; Chordata; Actinopteri; Osteoglossiformes; Osteoglossidae
Gene: pcyox1
Product: prenylcysteine oxidase 1
Exons: 7
Coding region: 281-1807 (508 amino acids)
Biological process (GO): prenylcysteine catabolic process; prenylated protein catabolic process
Molecular function (GO): prenylcysteine oxidase activity
Source: RefSeq, a predicted model, not a curated record